Messenger RNA from Aspergillus lentulus, 2097 nucleotides. The record is from RefSeq and is a predicted model, not a curated record. Lineage: Eukaryota; Fungi; Ascomycota; Eurotiomycetes; Eurotiales; Aspergillaceae.
AUGAAUAGGCGACUACAGGCUGUCGAGGAGGCAGGAGGACCGGACGCCCUCUGUGCAAAAUGCCGCCGCAUAGACUGGAGCUGGCUCGGAAUCCAGUACUACCUGGAUAUACUUGAUGUGACAACUGAUUUGAGGUACCCGCUUGCGGAAGCUAUAAAGUCUGCGGCCACUUGUUGGUUCUGUGGAUGGCUGGUUGCUAUGGCAGAAGACAAGCAUCAUGAUGAUGCCGUAUCUGGUAGGGUUGUUGUUGAGAUAAACAGGAGUGAGGUUCCAAUACUGUGGCGCGAACAGGUGUGGCACAGUCGAGCCGAUAACCUUCCUUCUCUGUACCGGAUCCAGGUCCUUGUUAGCGAGUAUGGUCCUCGUCUAGAUUACCGCAGAGGCUUUAUCCACAAGGCCAGUGGGACUCGAGGGCCUGUGCACGUUUCUGAUAUGCUUGACUCAUGGGACACGGUGGAAGCCGAGCCUUACUCUGCACGACUGCGCCCUGUCAAGGCUGACACGCGACUAUUCAAAUUCUGGAAAGAUUACUGCAUCAAGGAGCAUGGAAAUUUGUGCGAAAGGAGCGGAUGCACCCCAGAGCGUCUGCGCUCGAUGCCAUUUAUUCGGUUGGUUGAUGUUCUCAGAGAGUGCGUCGUCGCUUUGUCAACUUCCGAGCAUGUGAACUGGGUGGCGCUGAGCUAUGUCUGGGGCGAAGCUCAAAAGCACGAAUUAGUGACGGCAAACUAUACCUUGUACCACCUGCCAGGGGCACUAAAGUCUCACAAAAUGCCUGCGACAAUAGUUGAUGCUAUGACAGUUACCAGGGACCUUGGUGAGCAGUAUCUUUGGGUGGAUUCGCUCUGUAUCAUCCAGGACAACGAAGAGGAUAAGCGUCGUUAUAUUCCGGCUAUGGACAUUAUAUACGGACAGGCAAUUGUGACAAUCAUCAACGCCGGUGCAGAUAAAGUGUCCACUGGCAUUCCGGGUCUAGGGCAUGGCCCUCAACGUACGGCCCAGGAUGUGUUCACGAUCAACAAUUCGACGGUUGUGGUGUCGCUCGAUCAACCAUAUCAUACGACAGAAUCGUAUCUGAAAAACACCAAGUGGAAUAAUCGAGGUUGGACGUACCAGGAGUGCCUCCUGUCGCGACGAUGUCUGAUAUUCACCCCGGAGCAAGCUUACUGGCAGUGCCUUCGGGCAUCUCUAUGCGAAGAUGCAAUCUGGGAAGAGCAUAUCUGCAAACAACAGCGCAACAUAUACAGACACUGCCUUGGUCGGGACGGCACCGAUGAGAUCACGAUGGGGGCCUUAUUGGGGAAUGCAUCUACCCACUGGUCCAAACUGUACUCAUUGGCCCUCGAGCAAUUCCGCCAGCGACAGCUCUCCUCAGAAAGUGACUGGAUGGAUGCAUUUACAGGUAUUCUUCGGGUCCUAGAGCACUCAAGGGGACAAGAGUUCUUCUGGGGCAUGCCCAAAAGUCGAUUCGAGCCGUCCUUAGCGUGGGUUGGGAACGAAGCCCUCAGACGCAACACCGCUAGCCAGGUCAUAGCGGCAGGCACUCAGACAGUUUCCUGUCCCUUUCCGAGUUGGUCGUGGACUGGGUGGUUUGGACGAAUCAUUACGGAUGUCGAGAACUUCCAUGGUUCAACUACCCUCCUCCCGCUUAGGUUUUAUCGCCUAGGCAGUGAUGGUGUCCCAACGCCCGUCCACGAUAACCUGGAUGAUGUUCUGUCUGAGUUUCACAACGAUAGUGUCGUUGCCAACGGCAGAGCAAUUAGUUUUCCGCCUAAAAACAACCCAUCAGAUCAUACUUGGAUGGAUACAGCAAGGACCGAAAUUACCACGCUUGACAUUCCGGAUAGCAUCCGUUUCUGUGACAUCGCUCCAUCGCUUCUUUGCUUUUGGACUAGCACGGCCAUCCUGGAGAUCUCGCAGGACAGGCAAAGAUCCAAAAGCGAGCCUUUCAAAGAAAACACUACACUUAGUGACGGAGAGGCAAAGGUCUGCGGACAACACCACUGGAGGGAACCCCGGCUUGACGUUAAACAGGGCAAGUUCAUCGUGAACGCGAGUCUGGAGUGUGCUACCGGCGCUGUAUUAUUGGUAACGUCUUAG